Yamadazyma jaroonii is the source of this 1089-nucleotide messenger RNA. The record is from the annotation of a GenBank genome assembly. Lineage: Eukaryota; Fungi; Ascomycota; Pichiomycetes; Serinales; Debaryomycetaceae.
AUGUUCCACUCUGAUAACAGUGGUGAUACUGAUUCCACCAAUUUAACGGGGUCUCAUUUACUUCAGACGCAGAAUACCAUUCCUCAGUCGGAGAUAAUAGAUUCUAUCACUUCGUCUAAUGCAUCAGAACGUAAUCGACCAUUCAUAAACGAGGAUGAAGAAUUUGAAGAAGGUACUGAAAUAGAGGAUGAAGAUCGUUCAGAUAUCGUCAAUGAUCAACCCACGGUAGAACAGAUUCAACGUGUUUAUUAUACAAAAGGUUUGGAAGAAUUGGAAUCCUUGAAAUUAUUGGAUUUAUCUCCUCUAGCCAAUUGGAAAUUAUCAUCAUUCAAACCAGGUUUUGCUAUUAAUCAAUUACGAGACGAUACUCCUGAUUCUUACUGGCAAAGUGAUGGUAGUAAUGGGUCCAACAACAAUAAUUCCAAUAACAAUAGUGGGGUCAUUACCAAUAACCAAUUGAGUAACCCACAUUCCAUAACUAUUCAGUUUUCUAAACGAGUGUCACUUGAAAGGAUAUCAAUAUUCACUAAUUAUAACUUGGAUGAAUCUUAUACGCCUUCCAAGAUCAAGAUUAUGGCAGGAUCGUCAGAUGGGUGGGAUUUGAGUGAAGUUUGUACAGUGAAUUUCAAUAAACCUGUAGGUUGGUCUCAUAUAAUUUUCAAUGGUAUAAGGAAUGAUGGAGUAUUGAAAUGUUUCAUGGUAAAAUUGAUCAUUCUAGCAAAUCAUCAAGAUGGUAAGGAUACUCAUAUCCGUGCUCUCAAAUGUUUUGGUAAGAAACUACUGGUUAGUAAUCAAUUACCUCAUCAUAGUCAUUCGUUAACCAAUGAAGAGAUUCUUAAAGAUUUGAGUCUUACAAGUGCUAUAAGUAAUUCUGGAUUUCUGAACUCAGCAUUUCUGAAUUCUGGAUUUCUGAUGAACCUGAUGAAUCAUCUGAUUGAUUUUUCAAGAAAUAUCACUCAUGAUGAAGAAGAUGAAGAUCAACCGAUGGAUAAGAACGUAGCGAAGUAUUUAAACAAUGCCAGUAAUGUCAUUGGCUUCAAUACAGGGUUCCAGAGUUUACCAUUAAAGAGUGUUUCUAACAUAAGAUAG